AUGAAGGAAAAUUCUCUUCGAGUGCAGAAACGACUUGCCUCAUCAAUUCUCAAAUGUGGUAACAAAAAAAUUUGGCUUGAUCCAAACGAAGCAAACGAAAUAUCGAAUGCAAAUACACGUCAAAGUGUACGAAAAUUAAUUAAAGAUGGUUUAAUCAUCAAAAAACCAGUUGCUGUACAUUCACGAUUUCGUACAAGAAAAAAUAAUGAAGCAAGACGUAAAGGUCGUCACAUGGGUCAUGGUAAACGAAAGGGUACUGCAAAUGCCCGUAUGCCGACGAAAGUGUUAUGGAUGCGUCGUAUGCGUGUACUACGUCGUUUACUAAAAAAAUAUCGUGCUGCAAAAAAGAUUGACCGCCAUUUAUAUCAUGAACUCUAUUUAAAAUGCAAGGGUAAUGUAUUUAAAAACAAACGUGUACUAAUGGAAUUUAUUCACAAGAAGAAAGCAGAAGUACAACGAUCGAAAAUGUUAAGUGAUCAAGCUGUUGCGCGUCGUGAACGAACAAAAGAAA
Messenger RNA from Didymodactylos carnosus, 511 nucleotides. The record is from the annotation of a GenBank genome assembly. Lineage: Eukaryota; Metazoa; Rotifera; Eurotatoria; Philodinida; Philodinidae.